Pelobates fuscus (common spadefoot toad) is the source of this 4398-nucleotide messenger RNA. It is a transcript of the gene BMS1, whose product is annotated as BMS1 ribosome biogenesis factor. NCBI's taxonomy places the organism in Eukaryota, Metazoa, Chordata, Amphibia, Anura, Pelobatidae. The record is from RefSeq and is a predicted model, not a curated record. Gene Ontology annotation, molecular function: GTP binding; U3 snoRNA binding; GTPase activity. The transcript has 23 exons. Gene Ontology annotation, cellular component: 90S preribosome; nucleus. The coding region runs from base 119 to 3988 and encodes 1289 amino acids. Gene Ontology annotation, biological process: ribosome biogenesis; endonucleolytic cleavage of tricistronic rRNA transcript (SSU-rRNA, 5.8S rRNA, LSU-rRNA); maturation of SSU-rRNA from tricistronic rRNA transcript (SSU-rRNA, 5.8S rRNA, LSU-rRNA).
ACCUUAUAGUGUCGGACACUUCUGGCGGAAUUGGUGCCCAUGUGGAUGAGCUGAGCCUUGAUAAGUGUGGAUCAGAAGCAGUGCAUCCACAGAGGCAGACACCAACUACUAAUCAACCAUGGAGGAUAUGAAAGAAAAAAAGAAACAUCGGAAGAAAAACAGUGGACCCAAAGCAAACAAAAAGCGUAGUCGGCAAGAGGGUGAAGGAAUUACAGAAGAAGAUGCCAGGAAAAGGAACCCUAAAGCCUUUGCAGUGCAGUCUGCUGUACGCAUGGCAAAGAAUUUCCAUAGGACGCAGGAUUUGAAGACCAAGAAACAUCACAUACCAGUGGUAGAUCGCACACCUCUUGAACCUCCACCUGUGGUUGUGGUGGUUGUCGGGCCUCCAAAAGUUGGGAAGAGCACCUUAAUCCGUUGCCUCAUUAAAAAUUUUACCAAGCAGAAGCUUACAGAGAUCCGAGGACCAGUGACUAUUGUGUCAGGAAAGAAGCGUCGUCUAACCAUCAUAGAAUGUGGAUGUGACAUCAACACAAUGAUAGAUCUGGCUAAAGUUGCUGACUUGGUCCUGAUGCUGAUAGAUGCAAGUUUUGGUUUUGAGAUGGAAACAUUUGAGUACUUAAACAUCUGUCAGGUGCAUGGUUUUCCUAAAAUCAUGGGUGUUCUUACGCAUUUGGACUCUUUCAAGAACAACAAGCAACUGCGCAAGGUCAAGAAAAGGUUAAAGCACAGAUUCUGGACAGAGGUCUAUCAGGGAGCCAAGCUUUUUUAUUUAUCUGGGAUGGUGUAUUCUGAAUACCAGAAACAAGAAAUACAUAAUCUAGGAAGGUUUAUUUCUGUCAUGAAGUUCCGGCCUCUGAUAUGGCAAACUUCCCACCCCUACGUUCUGGCAGACAGGAUGGAAGACCUGACCAAUCCAGAAGAUUUAAGACUGAAUCCAAAGUGCGACCGGAAAGUUUCGCUGUAUGGGUAUCUGCGGGGGGCAUAUCUGAAAAAUAAAAGCCAAGUUCAUAUUCCAGGAGUUGGGGAUUUUGCUUUGGAUGAUGUUAGCUUCCUGCCAGAUCCCUGUCCACUUCCCAAUCAGCAGAAGAAGCGAUCUCUAAAUGAAAGAGAGAAGAUGAUUUAUGCUCCACUUUCAGGUGUCGGAGGUGUUGUGUAUGAUAAAGAUGCUGUGUACAUAGACCUGAGCGCAAAUCAUGUCCAGCAAGAGCAACAGCGAGCCAAAAAACCUUCCCAUGAGCUGGUUCAAAGCCUUAUUUCCACCAAUGUCACCAUUGAUUCAAAGAUGUCUACUAGCAAAGUAUCUCUUUUUACAAACUCCAAACCCUUGGCUGUGGAGGAUGUUGAAAAUAAAGCGUUUGUGAUGCCAACAGAAGAAAAAGUAUUAGAGAAUGGCCGAAUUAGGCGAAAAGCAGUCUUUAAAGAUGGGGAAUCUGGAGAAAAUUAUGAUGAUGAUGAGGAGGAGGAGGAGGAGGAGGAGGAGGAGGAAGAUGGUGAUGAUGAGGAGGAUGGUGAUGAGGACGAUGGUGAAGAGGAGGAAGAGGGAACAGAUAAUGAUGACAAUGAAGAAGAUAAUGAGGUUUCAGAAGACUCGGAAGAGGACCUAGGAGAAAGUGAAGAAGAAGAUACACCUGCAAAACUGCCCCCAGGUCCAAGAGCUUCUAAACGACCUAAAGUAGAGAAACAUGUUGUAAAGCCCACUGUGGAGAUGCCUGCUUUUGCAGAUAGUGAUGAUGAUCUGGAGCAUAGUGAUGAUGAAGAACAUGGCAAAGAAGAGGGAAGUGAAGAGGAGGAGGUUGAUAGUGAAAGUGAGGAAGAUGAGUCAGUUAGUGAAGGAGAGAGGGAAGAGAAUACUAUACAGAAGAAAAGUAGCACAAAAAAGGCAAGAAAGCUCACUGAUAAGAAAUCUGCUCAAGCACUGGACAGUGGGAAUUGCACCGGAGAGGAUGCAAUGUCAUCUUCUGAAGAUGCAGAGCAAAUGGACACAGAUGACACCGCUUCUGAAGAGGAACAGGCUGAUGACAGUGAAGCUGGGGACACCAGUGAAGAAGAAAGUGGUGGUGAGGAAGAUUUGCUAAAAGAUGAGGAUGAGGACUUGGAUGAAGGUGGCGACAUAUCUUCUGAUACAGUCGGUGCUCUUAAGUGGAAGGAAGAUCUGAAAAAAAAAGCAGCAGAGGUUUUUCUCCGACAGCAGUCCGCCCCUAAUCUCCGCAAACUUGUAUAUGGCACAGUGGCUGAAGAGGAAGAAGAAAAGGAACGUGGAGAUGAUGAGCUGGGAGGUUUAUUUCAUGUCAAUCGUCCUGACAAAGAAUCCAGAAGAGCUGCUAAUGCACUUGACUGCUCCAAAUUCGUGGCUGACAGUACCCAGGACUGGGAUCUGGAAGAGGUCAUGGACUGCAUCCGAGAUUGCUUUGUCACCGGAAAAUGGGAAGCAGACAAAGAUGCUGAAAAACUGCUACAAGAAGAUGAGGAGGUUUAUGGAGAUUUUGAAGAUUUGGAGACAGGGAAGGUGCACAAAGGCAAGCCUGAAUCGGAAGAAGAAGACGAGAAUGAAGAUGAGAAUGAAGAUAAAGGGGUGGAAGCACCAGCAGACAAAGAUGAGAACAAGAAGCGUCUGGAUAAGAAGCGAAAGCUAAAAGAAAGAUUUGACAUGCAGUAUGACGGUGGGGAUGAGGAUGCCACGUACUUUGAUGACCUCAAGGGAGAGAUGCAGAAGCAGGCAGAGUUGAACCGUGCAGAAUUUGAAGACCAGGAAGAUGACAUCCGUGUGCAGUAUGAGGGAUACCGGCCAGGCAUGUACCUCCGACUUGAAAUCGAAAGUGUUCCCUGCGAGUUUGUGAUCAACUUUGACCCCCACUACCCAAUGAUCCUUGGUGGGCUGGGCAACAGUGAGGGGAACGUUGGAUACAUCCAGAUGCGCUUGAAAAAGCAUCGCUGGCACAAGAGGAUCUUGAAGACAAGAGACCCACUAAUCUUCUCACUGGGCUGGAGGCGUUUCCAGACCAUCCCGCUUUAUCACAUUGAAGAUCACAAUGGGCGACACAGGCUUCUGAAAUAUACUCCAGAGCAUAUGCACUGUGGGGCUACAAUAUGGGGUCCAAUCACUCCACAAGGAACUGGCUGCCUGGCUGUUCAGUCUGUUAGUGGCACUAAGGCAGAUUUCCGGAUAGCAGCUACAGGAGUUGUUCUAGAUCUGGACAAAUCUGUGACUGUAGUGAAAAAGUUGAAGUUAAUUGGAUAUCCCUGCAAAAUCUACAAGAAUACCUCCUUUAUCAAGGGAAUGUUUAGCACUGCCUUGGAAGUGGCCAAAUUUGAGGGAGCCUCGGUAAGGACUGUCAGUGGGGUUCGGGGCCAGAUUAAGAAGGCCUUGCGGACCCCAGAGGGUGCAUUCCGAGCCACUUUUGAGGACAAGCUACUGAUGAGUGACAUUGUUUUCCUGAGAUCCUGGUUUCCAGUUACGGUACCUACUUUCUAUAACCCAGUAACCUCUCUGCUUAAACCUGUUGGCGAAAAAGAGAACUGGACGGGCAUGAAGACGCUCGGGCAAUUAAAACACGAGCUUUGUAUCCGCCAGAAGCCACAGAAGGAUUCUCUUUAUAAGCCCAUCGUACGACAAGUAAGACACUUUAACCCAAUUCACAUCCCCAAAUCUCUACAAAAAGCCUUACCGUUUAAAGCCAAGCCAAAAUUUAUGGAAAAGAAGGGGAAAGUGACCAGAGACCGUGUACGGCCAGCUGUGAUACGUGAACCACAUGAGCGAAAGAUUUCAGAACUUCUGUCAGCCUUGGGUACCCUGAACAACUACAAGAAAACAAAAGCAAAGACAAAGCACAAGCAGCAACACAAGGAAUUCUUGCAGAAGAAGCAGAAGGAAGAAGAGGAGAAAUUAAAAAGACAGAAGGAAGCUAGAAAGAAGCUUUUCCGAUCAAUAGGGCAGAAAGAGAAGAAAAAGCAAAAAUCGAGUCUCAAAGGCAGCAAUGAACAAGAUUGAUAAACAUACGUUUACAAACACUGCAUGCAGACAUAACGAUGGUUGCCCUCUUACCCCAUUGGUCAUGUGUACUGUAGUUUCAUACUAUAUGGUGUACAGUCUUGUAUAUUAAUAAUCAAAUAUCUUUUUAUAAUUUGAUAUAUGGGAUAUUUGUAAAUUCAGAAUCCCGAAAGUGGAAGCAUUCCUCCAUAAAUUCAGAGGAGAAAAAGAACUUUUAACGUGAAACGAUAUGGAAUUAUUUAGGUUAACAGAUUGCAUAGUGAUGAUCAUAUUUAUAGGUUGAUUAAUUCACAAAAAUAAAAGUCUUACUUGAGUGGAUAUAUCUAUUUGUUAAACUCUCCAGAUAUGUAUGUACAGCUCUUUCAUUAAAAAUAUAAACAAACGUACUAUCCUUAACCACAGAAUGUUUU